This is a messenger RNA of Ambispora gerdemannii, 1215 nucleotides long. The record is from the annotation of a GenBank genome assembly. Lineage: Eukaryota; Fungi; Glomeromycota; Glomeromycetes; Archaeosporales; Ambisporaceae.
AUGGUAAAAGACACGAAGCUUUACAACGUUCUGGAGCUUUCUCCAGAAUGCUCCGAAAGUGACAUAAAAAAGGCAUAUAAAAAAUUGGCCUUAAAAUACCAUCCAGACAAGAAUCCAGACGCUGCUGACAAAUUCAAAGAAAUUGCACAUGCAUAUGAUAUCCUUUCUGAUAGUGAGAAACGAGCGAAAUAUGAUCGAUUUGGUGAGGAAGGUAUUGGAGAAGGAGGAGGAGUAUCAGCUGAAGAUCUUUUCAGCAGCUUUUUCGGGGGAGGUUUCUUCCCAGGAGCUCGAUCCGCACGGACCGGACCAAAGAAAGGAAAAGAUUUGAAUCACGUCAUCAAAGUCUCUCUUGAAGAAUUAUACACAGGAAAAACCACUAAAUUAUCGCUCAAUAAGACGGUCAUUUGCCAAAAAUGUGAAGGUCGUGGUGGAAAGAAAGGAGCAGUGAAAAAAUGUGAUACAUGUAAUGGAACAGGUGUGCGAAUGAUUGUACGACAAUUGGGACCAAUGUUACAACAAAUUCAACAAUAUUGUAAUGAUUGUAAUGGCGAAGGGACUGUAAUUCGUGAGAGUGACAAAUGCAAAAGUUGCAACGCUAAAAAGACAGUAAAUGAACGAAAGGUUUUAGAAGUUCAUAUUGACAAAGGAAUGAAAAACGGACAAAAAAUUACGUUCGCUGGCGAAGCUGAUCAGAAACCUGGUGAAGAACCUGGCGACGUAAUUAUUGAACUCUCAGAGAAACCCCAUGAUCGAUUCAUUCGAAGGGGUGAUGAUUUAUUCUAUACCGCAAAGAUUGAUCUAUUGACUGCGUUAGCUGGUGGUCAAUUCUCUGUUAAACAUUUGGAUGAUAAGGUUCUUUUGGUGAAAGUUCCGCCUGGUGACGCUUUAAGGCCAGGUCAAUAUAAAGCUCUCGCUGAGUAUGGUAUGCCUUCAUACCGUCAUCAUAAUUGUGGAAAUUUAUUGAUCAAAUUCGAUAUCGAGUUCCCUGAACCAAAUUGGACUUCCCAAGAAACCAUCGUUAAACUUGAAGAAAUUCUUCCUAAACGUCCAAGACUUGAUCUUGAUAUACAGAAUGAUAGUGUAGAAGAUGUAUCAUUACAAGAAUUAACGGUCGAAGAGGAACAAAGAGCUGCACACAUACUGACAAAUGGUGCUCCCGAAGAAGAUGAUGAUGACGAAGAACAUCGUCACGGGGUUCAAUGCGCUCAACAAUAA